Molecule: messenger RNA, 2000 nt
Organism: Drosophila obscura
Lineage: Eukaryota; Metazoa; Arthropoda; Insecta; Diptera; Drosophilidae
Product: inositol-trisphosphate 3-kinase A-like
Exons: 5
Coding region: 88-1428 (446 amino acids)
Biological process (GO): inositol phosphate biosynthetic process
Cellular component (GO): nucleus; cytoplasm
Molecular function (GO): inositol-1,4,5-trisphosphate 3-kinase activity; inositol tetrakisphosphate kinase activity
Source: RefSeq, a predicted model, not a curated record
GAGGGAACUAACGAAAGACUUAGGCAAAGAACUCAAGUGGCAAGUGUCGGCGGAGGUGGACAUAACGGAGGAGCAGGAACAGAAGAAAUGGCACUGUUUCCGUCCUCAUCGCGUCCGCGCACGCUCAUGGAGCAGCUGCUGGCGCGCAAGAUCGAGGCCGCGGCUACCGCUGCGGGAGGCGCCUCCAGCUCUGCCGGUUCGCCCCCAUCUCCAGGCGAAGCCUCGGGCAGUGGGCAGAUUCCCAUGAUAGCGGGCAUGCCCAUGGUGGGUGCCAGUGGCGCCUCCAUUCUGAGCCGGCUGCGACGCACCGACUCCCUGGACUCGACGAGCAGCCUGGGCUCCCUGGCCUUUGGCGAGGAUGUCUGCCGCUGCGACGACUGUCUCCUGGGCAUUGUCGAUCUGUACGUGAUCAGUGCUUCUGAGGCGGCCAAGAAAAAGAGCUCUGGCUGGCGGAAGAUCCGCAACAUUGUGCAAUGGACGCCCUUCUUUCAGACGUACAAGAAGCAGCGCUAUCCAUGGGUCCAGUUGGCUGGCCAUCAGGGCAACUUCAAGGCCGGUCCCGAGCCGGGCACCGUCCUCAAGAAGCUCUGCCCCAAAGAGGAGGAAUGCUUUCAGAUCCUCAUGCAGGACCUGCUCCGGCCCUAUGUGCCCGUCUUCAAGGGUCAGGUGACCAGCGAGGAUGGUGACCCAGUUUACUUGCAGCUGCAGGAUCUGCUGAGCGACUACGUCCAGCCAUGCGUGAUGGACUGCAAGGUGGGGGUGCGCACCUACCUCGAGGAGGAGCUGUCCAAGGCCAAGGAGAAGCCCAAGCUGCGCAAGGACAUGUACGACAAGAUGAUACAGAUCGACGCCCAGGCACCCACACUGGAGGAACACGCGGCCAAGGCGGUGACCAAGCCCCGGUACAUGGUCUGGCGUGAGACCAUCUCCAGCACGGCCACGCUGGGCUUUCGCAUCGAGGGCAUCAAGAAGAGCGAUGGCACCAGUUCCAAAGAUUUCAAGACGACCAAGUCACGCGAACAAAUCAAACUGGCCUUCAUGGAGUUCCUCAGUGGUCAUACCCAGAUUCUGCCGCGUUAUAUUCAGCGACUGCGCGCCAUCCGCGCCACUCUGGCCGUGUCCGAGUUCUUCCAGACGCACGAGGUGAUCGGUAGCUCGCUGCUAUUUGUCCACGACCAUUCCCAUGCCAGCAUCUGGCUGAUCGACUUUGCCAAGACGAUGGCGCUGCCCCCCGAGCUGCACAUCGAUCACUAUUCGGCGUGGAAGGUGGGCAACCAUGAGGAUGGCUACCUGAUUGGCAUCAACAAUCUCAUUGACAUAUUUGUCGAGCUGCAGGCGGCCCUGGAGAAGGACGCAGAACCAUCCACCAAUGACGAUUCUGCUGCUGGGGAGGAUGGUGCCGCGGGAGGAGCCGCUGCCGAGGAGUGAACCGCCCCCCCAUUCGUUGGCGGCAGGUGACGGGGCUGAGCCCCUGAGGCAAAUGCAAUCUGAGUUGCACAAAACACGAUUGAAUAUUCCCCCAAAAACCCAAGUUUAGGCUAGCAAAUAGAGUUAUCUUCUACGACUACUACAAGUUUUUUUUUUGUUUUUUUUUCUAUAUAAACUACAUACAUUUAACCCGUUAAAUUUAAAGAAAAAGACUGAAACAGAAUAUACCUAUACGAUAUAUACAUAUACAUAUAUACAAAGUUGUAUGUCUCCAUAGCUGAUUUGUUCUGCAGCUGCUGCUGCUGCUGACCAAGACCUUGGCCUUGCUGCUUGGUAGAGUAAUUUAUUUAUGCAAGAUUCACAUUCUAGGCCGCGGCAUGGCACACCCCCUCGAACCACGAAUAACUGUAGCGAAAUCAAACAAAUCAACAACAAUAAUACUAUAUGUAAUCAUAAUGUUAAAUGUUAAAAGCAGUUUAGUUUUAUUGUUAUUAAUAUAACGUUAAUGCGAUAACCUACUAAAUACAUACUAAUUGUGCACUAUUAAAUACAGUUCGAAACCGAAACUUCGA